Molecule: messenger RNA, 1134 nt
Organism: Penaeus vannamei (Pacific white shrimp)
Lineage: Eukaryota; Metazoa; Arthropoda; Malacostraca; Decapoda; Penaeidae
Product: coenzyme Q-binding protein COQ10 homolog B, mitochondrial
Biological process (GO): ubiquinone biosynthetic process; cellular respiration
Cellular component (GO): mitochondrion
Molecular function (GO): ubiquinone binding
Source: RefSeq, a predicted model, not a curated record
GACACAAUCAGCUGAUCCACGACUUUACGCAAUCGCCGACAAGGACAGGGAGAACUGUAUAUAACAUUCAGAUUUCGACUUGCUAAAGAUGAGGGCGGUUCAUAGGGCCGCCCUUCGGUACAUGGGCGGCCUCUCUAAAAGAGAUGGAAUAAGACAACAGGAGAUAAACCUGCAGAAAAGAGAGCAACAGCGUCAGUUGAGCUCAUGGCACCCACGGGACACAAGAAUUGAGGAAGGGAGAGUCAAUAACCCAGAGCAGCGGUUGCUCCUCGUUCCACCCCCUGCCUGGCCAUGUCCCUCUCCCAGUCGGUCUCUCAUGGGGGGGGCAUUAGGGAGCAAGAAAAAGGAGUAUUCAGAGAGACGCAUCCUUGGUUAUUCCAUGAAUCAAAUGUAUGAUGUGGUCUCAGAGGUCGAAAACUACUACAAAUUUGUUCCUUACUGUAAGAAAUCUGAUGUGAAGUUGCGCCGGCCUGGAUUUCUAAAGGCAGACCUGACAGUUGGAUUCCCACCUGUUGUGGAAUCAUACACGUCCAGUGUUACAUUAGCACGGCCCCACCUUGUCCGAGCAGUUUGCACAGAGGGAAAACUUUUUAACCAUCUCCUUACUAUCUGGAAAUUUUCUCCUGGUCUUCAGGGACAGCCAAACACCUGCACCCUAGACUUCUCCGUCUCGUUUGAGUUCCGCUCCAUGCUCCACUCCCAACUGGCGCAUGUUUUCUUUAAUGAGGUGGUGAGGAAAAAUGUAAACUCCUUUCUGGCUGAAGCCCAAAAACGUUAUGGGAAGCAGUCCAUCCGAGCCCAGCAGCCACGCAUCACACAAAUGACAUGAGGAUAGUAAUUUUAGGAAACUUAGGGAAAAGAAGAGUAAAGGAGAGUUGUUUAUUAUUAGCUGCUCACCAAUAAGUCAUUAUAAAAAUUUUAUUUUUAUUAUUGUAUAUGUAUAUUUUUUUUCUUUAUAUUCCAGUUAAAUAAUCCAUGUAAUAUCUGAAUGAUGGAAAGAGUAUUAUAUAAGGAACUUGUUAUUUUCUUGAGGAUUUUAAAGAUGCUAUAAUUUUAAUAUUAGAUUUUGUAUGCAAACAUAUUAAUAUGUAUGUAAACUUGAUCUACUCAUAAUUAAAGCAACCAAUAUUCAAA